This is a messenger RNA of Rhododendron vialii, 1189 nucleotides long. Its product is annotated as cytochrome c oxidase subunit 6b-1-like. Gene Ontology annotation, cellular component: mitochondrion; respiratory chain complex IV. Lineage: Eukaryota; Viridiplantae; Streptophyta; Magnoliopsida; Ericales; Ericaceae. Bases 211 to 804 code for a protein of 197 amino acids. The record is from RefSeq and is a predicted model, not a curated record. The transcript has 5 exons.
AAAUGUCUUUGAGUUUAAUUACGUACCAUUCUGACAAAAUUGUAACCCAAACCCAACGGCCCGAUAAUCUUUUCAACGGGAUCGAGAAGCGACACGUGGCUAACUGUGAACGGCCUUCACCCUCUCGCCUCCUUCGCGUUCCUCCUACUCUGCUGUAACUCCUUCAUCAGCCGUCUCUCGCAGCUGAAGCUCCCCCCGUCCAAUCCAUCCAUGGCGCAAGUCGACAACACCAAAAUCCAGUCCCUAAAUGAGCAAUACUUAUUGGUGAAAGAAGAGAAGCAGGAUAUGAGUAUGAAAGCUGCAGAAGAACCUGAGGUGAAGAACCCUGCAAACACCACCUCUGAGGAAGUUGCAACUCCGAAAACUGAGGAAAAUCUAGUUGUUAGUUCGAAUGGAGUAUCCCCAGCUGCUGAUGAUGAAAGUAGCGGAGCUUCUACCACUACUACUGAAGAAAGCAACAUUACCACUCCAGUUGCAGAGGAGAGUGCGUCUGAAGCCACCGAACCUACUGCUGAGGAAAGCAGCGAGAGUGCUGAUCAAGAAGACUCAGGGGAUCAAGAUGCUGAAGAGACACCAGAGAUUAAGCUUGAGACAGCACCUGCAGAUUUCCGUUUCCCAACUACAAAUCAAUCUAGGCAUUGCUUUACUCGGUACAUUGAGUAUCAUCGGUGUGUAGCUGCAAAGGGGGAAGGUGCACCUGAGUGUGAUAAGUUUGCAAAAUACUACAGAUCUCUUUGCCCCGGCGAAUGGGUUGAUCGGUGGAACGAGCAAAGGGAGAAUGGCACAUUUCCUGGUCCAUUGUAGGUGGUGCCUGGUGAAGAUAGAUAUAAUAUGGUUCUAGCCAUUGUAUCCAACUUGCUUGGAUCUCCCAGAUCAAUUUCUGAAGUGAGGAUUUAACAAUUGAAAGGAGAACUCCGAUUAGUAUCUAAUAAUUUUUUUUCCCGCAUUGGGACUUGUUAAAGUCCAAACAUGUGUUGCUUCUGAGAUAAGCUAUUGACAACCAUCAUUUGGACGCAAUUUCUCGGCUGCAUUUUUCCUGCUUCAACUGUUUUGUAGCAGUACCAGGUCAUUGAGUAGAAUAAACUUAAGCAACGAUGUCAGUUUUCUGUACACGCAAAAUAAAAGACUUGUAACAGUCUGAGUUGUUUUGCUUGCGACAAGUGAGAACGAAAGCUUGUUUUUUCUUUUA